AUGGCACAAUUUCAUCUACCUUCAUCGCUCGAUCUGACAGACCGUAAUCUGGCAGAUAGCUCUAAGAAAUGGAAACGUCAGUUACAAGUUUAUAUGGAAGCUAGUGGGAAUAAUAACAAGCCGAAGCAGCGACAAACGGCUAUUAUAUUACAUUGUGCAGGCCCGGAAGUCCUUGAGGUUUAUGAUCAUUUUGAAUUUGAAGGAGAAAAUUACAAAAAUGAUCCUGUUAAAGUGCUCGAAAAACUAGAGGAAUAUUGUAAUCCACGACAAAAUGAAGUUCUGCAAUCCUUUCGCUUUUGGCAAGUACCCUUCCAAGAACCUUUUGACACAUUCCUAACAAAGUUGUACUCUUACGCUGAUUCAUGCAAUUUCAAGGAAAAAUAA
This is a messenger RNA of Paramuricea clavata, 384 nucleotides long. Lineage: Eukaryota; Metazoa; Cnidaria; Anthozoa; Malacalcyonacea; Plexauridae. The record is from the annotation of a GenBank genome assembly.